AUGAUUGUCGCUCUGCAAACCUUAAUAUACUUUCGCCAGUCUUUGCUUAGUGUUUUGGAACGACUGAUUGGGCCUUACUACAUACGUUUCAGUUUUUUACCAAAUAAAGACAAUGAUUUGGAUGAUGAAGACUCGGAAGAACAAGUAUUUGCUGAAUAUGAUGAUGAAAAAGGGGUAGUUUUCUUCCCACCGAUGUACGUACAACGCUAUGCCGCAGUCAAUGACUGCCUUUUGGAUGAACGAUGGAGUGGAAAAUUACAAAAGGUUGUCGACUUAGGCUAUCAUGAUAUGAGUUUUAUAAAAUAUUUGAAGGAAGUGCCUGGAGUAGAACAUAUACUAGGUGUAGACAUUGAAACUGUGCCAUUGCGGUGUUCAUCUGAUUUGCUUGCUAAUGGAGAAUUUGCAAACAAACGAGAAACACCAUUACAGAUAACCUUAUUUCAAGGCAAUGCAGCCGAUCCGGACUAUAGACUAAUAGGUUGUGAUGCUGUUGUUGCAAUAGAGAUGAUUGAACACAUGAUGCCUCAUGACCUAGAUAGGCUAGUCCAUAAUAUUUUUGGUUUCAUCCAACCUUGGAUAGCUGUCAUCACAACUCCAAAUGCUGACUUCAAUGCACUAUUUAAAUCCAUGGAGAAAAAUGGGCUCAGAAGAUGGGAUCACUUAUUUGAAUGGACUAGGGAGCAAUUCAAUGACUGGUGCAGUAACAUUGUGACUCGGUAUCCAAACUAUACAGUGUCUUGUAAAGGUAUUGGACCUGGACCACCUGGAACCCUACAUCAUGGCUGUUGUAGUCAACUUGCCCUUUUCAUCUCUAAUAACUAUCAUAAGCAACAAGAUUUAACUAUUGAUAGCAUGGCCUUGGUCAAAAAUGGUCCAAUUACAAGUAACUUCUGUGAUAUGGAAGGAAGCUGGGAAUAUACAGAUACUUUGGGAGAGAACAAUAUGCUGUAUGCUCCAACCAAGUUAAACUGUUCAACGUUUCAAGUGAAAAGUUUCUCUACAACAACGAAAAACCUAAUGGCAAAAAAUAAAUUAGAUUCUUUAGUUCACACGAGAGAGGUUGUGGAUGAAAUUCGACAGUUAACCAAAAUGCUUAACUUUGAUAAGAGCACUCGAGAUCACAAGCAGCAUACCUGGAACAACAUAAACUGGGGUGAAAACGCACCAUACUGGAAUCAGUACUACAAGAUCGUGAGAGAUUAUAAUUAUCCUUUUGAAACAAAGUCUGAGGAGUGCCGAAUACUGGAGCUUAUAUCUGAUGAAAUAAACCGACUAGUAGACUUGAAAUCCGCUGAAGAAAAUUCGAUUAGCUGCGAAAAAUUAGAAAUACCAAUAGACUACCUGAUGACAGUUGUUGAACAUAUUACAAAUGACGUCGAUAAAGUCAAAGAUCUACUUGAAUGGAACGGAUACGAAGUAGUAGACAAUAUUGUUGUUUACUCGCGCCUAAUAGUCGAAAAUAUUUCAUUGGCAACACCAGAUAACGAGUGGCAAGAGAACGAUGCGUUGUCCGAUGUAAAAAAACAAUUUGAAUUUGUAGAUGCUCGUGAUAUCGCUAAUGAAAAAUCUUUAGAUAAAUGCCUCCAGCGUGCUCUAGAAAUUAAAGUAAGGAAGCUACGCACUUUACUAACUGCUGAUCAAGACAUCACUACGGAGUUAGACCGUGUGGUCUGUCGACUCAUGAAAUUGGCACUGAGGACUAGCGGGGAUCAAGAUGUACCGCCACCCACAUCCUGGCUUCAGUUUAAAUUGUUAGAUCUUCUUACACUGACGGAGAGAGCGAUCGAGAGAAGAAGGUGGCAUUUUGUUAAUAAUAAUACAUUGACAGCGGUUGGUUACGAUGAUUACCACAAAAAUGAGGAUAUUGACAAGUUAGACCUUUUCAAGUUAAAUGAAAGCGUUACGGCGAUGGAAAUUGAAAACAAGUAUAGACAUUUUGUUGAAUGCAAACAGAGCUGUGAUGGUGAAGAUUUCAAACAAAAAUCUGUAGAAGAUAUAUCUCAAUUAAAAGUUGAAGAUAAUAUGAGUGAGACUAGUAAUGAGUUUGUUAAAAUUUAUGAUUAUAGUAAUCAAGACAGCGACUCUUCUCAUGCAAUAUCCCAUACAAGUAGUAAUGAAAACUACGAAUGCAGUAUAGUAGAGAAGGAAACUACUUCCGAAACUAAAUUUAAAAAUAUUGCUUAUCCUAAACUUGUUAAUCACUCAGGCGUUAGAAGUUCAGGUGACACAGAUCAUAGUCUCAAGAUGAGUAAUCGAAGUAGAUAUAAAAAGUUGCAAAAUAAAUAUAAUAAUGAUGAAAAUAUCGACGAUUUACAAAUCGCCAAGAUUCCUAACAGCCUAAUAAAAUUUUGCCAUCAAAAUAUGAAUACUAAAGGAAUUAUGAAUGGUUCGAUAUUCACCGUUGGUAAUAAUCACAGAAAUACAAUUUUAAAAAGAUCUGAAGAGUCAAUAGCAGGUACAAAGGAAAGUUGCCUUAUAGAAAUUGUUACUGAUUGUAAUAGAUCGGCCGAAACUAUAGCUUUGCGUAGAAGUAUUGCUACUAAUACAAAUGAUCGUUACUUACACCAUAAUUGUGAGCAGCUUUCGGCAUUAGAACUUAACGCAGACAAAGUACCUUAUGUAAAAAAGGACAAAAGCUUCACUAGUGAACAUUUAUUAUGUCUGGAAGAUGCUAAGUCACAAACAAUAUUUUUAUACGAUAUUAACGAACCUAGUACUUCAAAAGGAGUUUGCCAUGUUAACAUGGAUGUGCAAUGUGGUUUAGAUGCUGCUUUUAUAUGUCCGAUGCCUUCUGCAACAAAGUCUCUAACCAGACUAUCUACUAACUUCACAAAUAUCGAAAAUGCCGUAUCCGGAGAAGAUAAAACAACAGAGUGUGACGUAUUUAUAAAUUCUAGUGUCAAAUCUAAUGGAAUUCAAAUAAAAGAUUCCGAUAUAAUACUGCUUAAAAACGAAGACAGUUUUCAUAAGACUCAUUUUGUGGUAAAUUACAAUACAGUUAUUGAACCAAACUCUGAACAUUUAGUUAUUGCAGAAACGGAAAUUGUAAAUCCCAAGCAACCAUCUAAUAUAAUUAAAUCAGAAGAUACUUGUCCUGACUAUCGCCAGAAUGCAAUUUGCGUUGCUAAUCACGAACAAUAUGAAGAAAACCCUUCUAGGUCUUUAUUAUCAGUUACUUGUUCAUCAAAAGAGAUGAGCAAGGGCAUCAUAGGACCAUUUAUAAAUAAGGAAGUUGAAUUCAUGAAUAAUAUUUCACUUUCUAAGCCUACCCUUGCAUUUGGAGGAAUUUUAGUUCAUAGCUAUAAAGAUAGAAAAACGUGUGAAGACAUAAUCUAUCAAGGAGAUUGGCAGCGUUUUGUACCAAAAACAAUUGACAGAAAAAAUCGUUUCGAUACAAUCGUAUUUAAAAGAAUGAUGAAACAAAGUUAUGACAAACGUAAAAAAUUAUUUCUUGAAGAAAGUAUACAACAAAGAAAACUAAAAAAGACUGAGAUUAAUAAUAUAUGUAAUGAUCGUAAACAACGAGUAAAGAUUUGGAGCGAGAAAUUAAAAAGUAACAAAACGUCAUCUAAGGUAUUAUUGAAGACAGUUAAAAGUUCGGUUUUACCAAGAAGUAAAAAAAAUGAAUAUGUUGACUUGAAUGAUAAAAAGGCUUUGAUGAAUUCAAGUGUUACAAAUGAAAAAAACUUAGUAGUAAAACACAUGGAAAAAAGUUACAUUCCAAAGUAUUUAAGAAUACGAAAGUGUAAUUUUUUUGAUAAGCUUAGACAAAGCAUAGGUACAGUUAAUGUUGAGAAAAGAGAUAAUAAAAGAAAAUAUUUGCAUACAAAUUCAAGGACGAAGGACAUCAAAAGCGGUUUAUUAAAAUUUAUUCGUGAACCUCCACAAAAUACCAAUUACAUUCACGUUACUCAUAGAAAAGCUUUGAAAUCUUCAAGUGCUACAUAUGAAAAUAACGUUAUAGUAAAAAACAGCGCCAAAAAUUAUAUUCCGCAGAAUUUAAAGAAACGAAAGCUAAUUUUUUUAAAUAAUAAUAAACUUAAACAAAGCAUAGAUUCAGUUAAUGUUAAGAAAAGAGAUAUUAAAAGAAAAUAUUUACUUACGAAUUCAAAGACGAAGGACAUCAAAGGUGAUUUAUUGAAAUUUAUUGGCGAACCUCGACAAAACAUUAGUUAUACUAUAUUUCGUAACAAAAUUGAUAAUGAAAACGAAACUAAUAUGCGAAGUUUAAGUAUUAAGAAUAACAGUAGCAUUAAAAUGGUACGUAAGGCACACUCGGGAAAUAGUUCAUGUUCAUCUACAAACAGUGUAAGGACAAUCAAACAAUUAUCUCCAAACAGCAAAGAAUCUCAAUUUAAUAUAAAGGCGUCUAAGAGUAAUUUAGUUAAUAAAAUAAAUAAAUCAUCAAAAUUGAUCAAAAAAACCGUUAAUAAAUCAUCUCCACUAUUCGAUAAUAAAGAAAAUAGCCCGGAUACUUCAAAAAAUCUUGAAACAGAAAAUAUACAAUUUCUAGGAUGGAGUAAAAAGCCCUUAAUGCCUCAAAACAUGGUAUCUGUGCAUAAAGAUAAAUUAUCUCACGUAGAUAUUUCGAAAGAUUUUGACUCUGUUGAUAGAAAAAAUUGUAAGUCGGGUACUUCAGUAUGUAGAAGCUUAUCAUUACACGAACCCAGUGAAAAUAUUGUUUCUAAGAAUCAAGUUCAUAUCGAUAACCCUAAUCUAGUUUUGGUUUUAGAAUCUCGUAAAGAGCUUAACAUGGAUUAUAAAAAACUUUCUUCUCACUCACCUCCAAGUGAGGCUAUUCAAGACUUAGACUAUUCGCUUGAUGCUGAAUUGUGCACUUCGUUUAAUAGUGCUAAUAAUAUAGCUAAUGAUAAUGAAUCAAUAAACAUGAGAAAUGAAGUUUUAAGUAUUAUCGAGGAAAGACUAAAUUUUAUUAAAAAUUCUUCAAAUGUGAAGAUUUCUAUUAGUGAGCAAAAUGAAAGUUUUAAUUUAGAAGAAUUGAAUAAAAGCUGUGAAAAAGUAAAUUGCUUUACUGAUAAGUCUCUUGAAAAUGAAUUUACAGCACACUCCAUGCAUUCAGGGUCAAAACCUGUGGAUGUUGAUUUGAUUUCAUUUAAAUCUUUUGCAUCAAUAUCAGGAUAUUCAGAAUAUUUUUUAGCUGAUAGUGAACUAAGCAGCACUUUAGAUUCUCUUGAAAUUUUUACCUCACCUGAGAGAUCUAUGCAAGAAAUAUUUGAAAAGAAUAACAAACUAUGCAUUCCGUGUACAGAUCUAGUAUCGCAAGCAUUUAGUGGUUUUUCAAUAAAUAAAAGGAAUAUAAGCGAGCAACCGGAUCCCAUCAAUCUAGUUGACUCUGAAACUGGCAGUGUCGCACAUGGCGUAGAAGUAAGACGAGUAACAUCAGAAGAGAUAUUUACAUCAAGUAGGUCAUCAGAAACCUACGUAUCUUGUCAAAUUGAUGAUGAUAAUAUGGUCCCACAAUGGCUUUUUCACUUGAUGAACCAACAACAAUCCGAUGAAGAAGAGCCGCAGCAUAUCUCACCACCUAUUCCGUUACAUUCUAUUCCUCAACCUCAUUUGGAUGUUAAUGGAAAUAUAAUGGAGGCAAGUGGCCUAGGUGCUGGAGCUGGUGAUGGUUGCGGUAUUCAUAGUGAUCAGGACAGCUCAGGACGCGACACGUCAUUGAGUUCUACUGAAACGUCAUCUGCACAACAUAGCGAAGCUAUAUUAAUAGAUCCAUCGGCUUAUACCGCCCAUAUUGAAUUCUUACGAGAACCAAGCAACCAUCCAUUUUCACAAGUGACAUCUGGUGUGUCUCCAAAUUUAUCAUUACGAACAACCGAAGGCACAGAAAAUGAUAACAUAUUUAAUACGAGCGAAGGUUCCGCCAGAAAUGCUUCGCUGCUUGGAAUAAUACAAAGUGAUCGAGACGCUGACGUGAGUUCCUUGGAUACGGAUACAGCUGAUUUUUCGGAUAAUUAA
Molecule: messenger RNA, 5982 nt
Organism: Parnassius apollo (apollo)
Lineage: Eukaryota; Metazoa; Arthropoda; Insecta; Lepidoptera; Papilionidae
Source: the annotation of a GenBank genome assembly